Molecule: messenger RNA, 1269 nt
Organism: Pelodiscus sinensis (Chinese soft-shelled turtle)
Lineage: Eukaryota; Metazoa; Chordata; Testudines; Trionychidae
Source: RefSeq, a predicted model, not a curated record
UAGGCAGUGUGACUGGAAGGUCCCCCUUGAGCUUGGUAGUUGCCAUGGAGACCAGCUCUGUCCGGCCUGCGGCCUGUGCUACAAACCAGUGUGAUCACACAAGCUCUGUGUGCGCCAAGAGGACUCUGCUUGGGUGUUGUGCCCACAACCUUUCUGCUGUAUUUUGGCCAUUUUUUGGGCGGUGAGUGCUUAGGAGAAGACUAUCUUUCUAUGCACCUGGCAGCCCCUGUGGCUUCUUCCAUGCCACUGUAACACAAGAUCAUGGCAAAUAAAAAGAUGGAAAUAGUCUCCCCUUUGGAAGCUGUGCAAAUCUGUGCUGUGCUGGAGGACUGUCUUGAUCAGCUUGCUAUUCUUGGAUAUAUUAUGCCAGUCUCCUAUGAGGGCAGGACAGACAUCAGCAAUAUUGAUGCCCAAGAAAUUAAUGAAAUCAUCAAGAGCCAGAAGGAGCUGGGGGCUAAAUAUGAACAACUUAUGUCAGCGAGGUCAGAGAACAGGCCAACAGUUCCCUCCGAAUCACUGAAAUUCACAGAACUGGGGCAGCAGCUGCAGGAGACAAGUGGAGAUCUAAAAAGGGCCAAUCAUCUUUUCAGUAGGGCUGAAAAGCAGAGUGCUGUGUCCUCAGAUAACCUCAGAAAAGUUCAGUCUGAUAGGCAGUAUGCGUGUGAAGUGAUUGCAGAAACUUUGCAGGAGAUGCAGACUUCAGGAACGUUUCAAAGCCUGCUGCAAGCUGUGCAGAGAGAGGAAGAGAGGAAGUCUAACUUCCACACUGUCAUCAUCAGGGAGCAGGAAGGAAGAAAGGCAAUAAAAUCCCUCCAAAAACAACUGCAAGAUGUCAAGAAAGAAAAAGACCUAGAACUUCAGAACCGGAAUGAGAUGAUUGCGUACCUCAAAGACCAGCUUCAAGAGAUGAAGGCCAAGACAGACAUGGAGAGCCGCUAUGUGAAGAAAGACACAGAGCUCCAGGUCUACCAGACCCAGAAAAAGUGCAGCAGUGCAGAAAGUGAGCUGUUUGUAGAAAUUGAGAAGCUGAGGGUCAAAACCGACGAGGAGACUCGAGUCCACGUGGAGAUUGAAAAUUUCCUCAGGCAACAACAGACGAAGUUGGAAGAGAAGUUAGAAUACUGGAUGGAGAAGUACGAGAAGGACACGGAAGCUAAACAGCAGGAACUGAACGCUCUGAAAGCAUCAAAGGCAAAUGAUUUAGCAGCACUGCAGGAACUAGCCAAGAAGGUAUGAGAUCAGAUGUGGGUGACAGGAGUCAGUGAACUG